ACUUCGGCAACAGUCGUGCAGUGGCUCUCGCACCGAGUGGAUCGCGGAUCGUGUCUUUCGUUGGAAAAUCCGCUGGUAGAAUGACGGUGGGCCGUGUCGGCAGGGCCGUGCUCGUGAGGAAACGUUAAAGACGCUCGUACAUGGACUAUCAUCAUCCUAGCCGGCCGGCGGUGUUACCCCGACGACGUGGUGAAGCUGCACCAGCUCCGGAGGAUUGUACUCAAGGGGAGAAAACAAAGUCCGGAAUAGCGAACCACCCUAUCUCGCACGUGAUCUCGUACUGGAAAAGAGCGCCCCCCGGCGUGGCCGUAACGUGGUGUGAAUGUACAGUGGGUGUGCUGAUUCCGUCGUACCUGUUGCGUUUUAAAUUUGCAUCAUCGUCGUCGUCGUCGUCGUCGUCGUCGUCGUCGUCGUCGUCGUCGUUCUCCUCCGAAGGAGCCACCACACUCCGAAGGAGGUGCGCGCGCGAUCGAGCCGCAGCACCGGCUAUUUUCCCAGUACGCGACAGUAGCGGCGUAACGAAGCGACCGGAGCCGCCGCGGCCGUCUUCGUCGACGUAUCAACAGGUGGGGACCCGCGUAGCUACAGGUGUAUCCCGGAUGGCGGGGACGUCGGUUACACGAUGACGGAGCUGCAACCGUCGCCGCCAGGAUAUCGCGUCCAGGAUGAGGCCCCAGGCCCAGCUUCCUGUCCCCCGGGGUCCUACAAGUACGCGAGCCACGGCCACGGGAGCGAGACUGCCAAUUUCAAGAGUGCCACGUCGUAUUCUCAGGAAGGCUAUGGCCUUAAGCAGAGUCCGCCUCGACCGGUGGCUCCUAACGAAUACUAUCGUCGCAGAAGCGACGGACGCAGAACCUCCGGCGCGGAGAACGAUCACGAGGGUGGUAGCGGCGGUGGCGGCGGCAAGAAGACUGCAGCCGCGGUUGCCGGUUACAACGACGGUCACAAGAAGAAUACUCCGGGCUAUAAGAACGACAGCGGGUACAGCGAGAGCCUCGGAUUCGACAGCUUCACGCUCGCCCUUAACGAGAGAGACGAAGCGUCGCCACCGCCGACGCCGCCAGUUAGGGAUGCCUCCAGUCUCAAGGGCGUUUGCUACGGCCCGGGACACGAGAAGUAUCCGUCGUGGCCGAGCGCGCCCGAGCGACACCCCGACGAGGAUAUUCACAGCUCCGCACACAGCGGCUCGCAUCGCUCCAAGUCCUGGACCGACCAUACCAACUAUCCGAAGGAGAAGCCAGCCCAGUACACCAGACCACACACGAAGAGGCCGAAUCCUGCGUUCACGCAGCAGCUGAAGACGGUAAUGGAGCGUUGCGAGAAGAUCCCGGCCGAGACUUACGAGUCACGCAACCGAAGUAGCGUCGAGGAAGAGCCGAGGCUGUGGCCGCGCGUAGACCGCGAGGGCAAGGCUCUGGGGGACGCGGAGUACGUGGUCCCGUCGCCGCCCGAGCGGGAACAGCAAUCUCAGACUUUGAGUCACGCUGACCUGGAGGCUUACGUAAGGAGCUACCAGGACCCACAGGUGUCUCAGGUGGACCUCUACCGCGAGACGACGUUGACGCAAGCGGGCCUGGAGGAGUACACGAGGGUGCAGCAUUCUCAGCAGGCGAGCUACGCGCAGUCCGAAGGGUAUCACAGUUACGUGUCCAGCGUGGACUCCACGACGAACACGCCGUUUCUCGACAGAUUGAGGAGAGACAGCGAGGCGGUGGCGCAAAGGCCCGUGGCUUCCUGGGAAGACACCUCCCGAGAGGGAAGAGACAGCGUGGUGACUACGUCCAGCGGCAGCGCGUCCAGCAGCGAGACCCUAAAGUGGCACGGCUCGAUGUCGGACGUCAGCGUGUCGAGCGGCAUGCCACCUCGCCAAGGGGCCUCGGAUCGAUGGCACCACGGCUCCAUGUCGGAUGUCAGCAGCGUGAACGGCGGGAUCAUCGGCCAGAAAGCCAGCAACGGCUGCCACGAGAAGUGGCAGAGCUCCAUGAGCGACGUCAGCACGUCCGGAAUGGGCCCGACGACGACGACGACGACGACGAAGGCCAGACACAGCGAGAAAUGGCAACCGGACAAGUGGCAAGUAGUUUCGAUGAACGACCGGAACAAGCAGUCGCAGAGCAGGCCCAGUCUGCCGGCGGUGAUCAGCCAUUGCGCCACGUCCACGUCGAUCCACGGCGAUAUUUGUCAUACGUCGAGCAUGCGAGAGAGCAAGUGGCAGGAGUCCAAUAUCGACGACGAUGACGACAACGAGUCGUUGAGCGACAGCAGGCCGCAGGCGAAUCAGUGGGACACCUCGGGCAGAAUCGAGAGCGACAAGUACGGCCAGCCGAUGCCGCAGAGCCCCACGCGCCAGCAAGUGGGAUCCUCCAGUCCGCAGAGCCCUGACAAUUGGAAUCCCAUUCAUGGAUCGAUGUCCGACGUGAGUCAGAGCAGCGGGCUUCAGUGCAGCAAGCAACUGAUCGCUCACAGCGCGAGAGUGCAGACUCCGCAGAGGCAUCAUUCAGAAAGCGUGCUCUAUCUGGAUCGUGAGCGCAGCCAGCGGAAACAUUAUGCGGUCGGUGUGACGCAGUCGCAGGAAUUCGCGCAAUCCUCGAGAACGGCGCAGCAACCGCAGCUCUCGGUACUCGAGCGCAUCAACGAGCUGGAGAAGCAGCAGCAGCAGCAGCAGCAGCAACAACAAAUGCGCUACACUUACCUGGACCCGGAGAAGCGCCACAGAGUGUCCGAUCCUACCCUCAAAGCGAUCCAAAAGAAGGCGUUGCUGUCCUUCUACGAGAGACAUCAUCAUCAGGCUUCGUGGCGGUCGGAGCCUCAGCUGGCCCAAGGGCCCGCGCCGACGCCCCACAGUCCACCGCCGCAGCCACCUCCUCGACCAAGACCAGCCUCGUCCAGAAGAGCCAGCUCCGCGUCGGAUUACGCCAGCGGCGCGUGGCGGGAGAACGCUGGCAGAUCGCAAACCCAGGGAAACGGCGAUUUGCCGAGUCCCAAGCAUCAGCACAGCAACAGUUGCGGCAGUCUGUCGACGGAUCUGCUGGGCCCGGUAAUAGUCGGGCCGGCGAUCUCGAUAGACGACUGGGUGCCCGAGAGACCGCCGAAAAAACCGCACUUGAAAAACGCCUGCAACGAACGCAUGCCCAGCCCCGACUUGCCACCGCCGUCGCCGCCGACGGUCACGGAGAAUGAGGUCCACGACUGCGACGAUCCGCUGCCACCUCCGCCGCCCGAGCUCAGCGACGAUUGUUUCGCUGAGAGUCCGCGCAAGUGCAACAGCAGCACUAAUAAUAACGGGAACAACAGCGUUCACCAUCAGACGGAGGAAACAACAAAGAUCGGUCGUGAAAGGUCAUGCGAACGACACAAGUCGGAAAGACACUCCAUGAAGAGAUCGAAGCACAGCGGUAAAAGAGAUCACGAGAAGCCCUCGACGGGCAAGUCCUCGCCGAGCUCGACGAAAACGUGCGCGCAGGAGCAGGAGCAACAGCAAUUCGUGAGAUCGUCCGCGGCGCUGAAGCACGUGGACUCGGAGAUGGUGCUGGAGAACGGCGUGUCGGCCGGCUUCGCCACACACAGGAUGGUACCCACUGGACGUUCCAGUCUCAGGUACCCCUCCACUCAGAAGCUCAUGGUGAACGGCAGGAUAGCGCCGACCAGACGAAUAUCCGAGGAUAGGCCCUUCUCGUCGUCGAGGCCCCCGGCCCAAUUGCCUGAUCUUAUAUCGCAAAGAUACAGCGACUCCGGCAACCAGAGGCCCGCGCCGCAAGUGCCGGUGGAGCCGAGGAUCAUUCGGCAGGAGUCGAUGCGAGCGGACGGUACGCGCGUCGACGUGUCCGGUUUGUUGAGAAACGAUUCCGGCCAGAGACUCAAGUCCUCCUCGGGCCAGAGACCCCAACCUCAAGUGCCUAAGAACACGGACAGAAGCGCCGGCAACGCGAAUCCAGCGUCGAGGCCGAAUUAUCUGCCGGUGACGGAGGCCACGAAGAGCCCAUCCAAGUACUUGAAGAGCGGUAGCGCUCACACUUUCUUCAUAGGCAGCCCCGUGAAAACGGGAUACGAGGCCAGCUCGAAGCUAUUCCCCGCGGACUCGAGUCCGCAAAAGUACCACGAGCCGCCGAAAUACGUUCCUAACCAUCACCAACGUCCCAACGACGUGACGCAGAGGAAUUACUACGCCUUGCCGCCCAAGUACGUUGACUUGCCGAAGCAGAAACCUCAGCCGCAGUGCCCGACCGACAGGUACAGCAGCUCGGGCUCCUCCAGCUCGCCGCCAACGCCGCCGCCUUUAGCGCCGCGACAGAACACGCCCGGCAGGAAGUCGCUUCCGCCUCCACCGAGACCCGCUCCGUUGCACGCUCAUCAAGGGAGCCAAUCCAAGGCCUCCUACUUGGCUUACAGACGCGAGCGCGGUGCUCCCGACAGCGAAGGUAGCUACAAGAGAACAAUGUCGCCGACCUCUCGGCUGGACGACUGGCCGCCUCCUAGGGACCACGACGACCCCGUGCUUCUGCGCGUCACGCCGCAUCACCCGUUGCAACAGCAGCAGCAGCAGCAGCAGCAGCAGCAGCAGCAGCAGCAGCAACAGCAUCAUCAUCACCACCACCACCACAACAAUCAUCACCAGCAGCAGCACUCUGACCUCUCGAAAUCGCACAGUGCGGAUGCUCUUCAUCAUCGAUUGGACGAGAGAUCGCCGCCGCAGCAAGCGCAGCAUUCGACGGAGGUGGUGAAUAAGCUGUCGCAACACAAGCUGAGCAAGAAGCUCCAGGCCGGCGACGCGAGGUGCCGCGCCAACAGCGAGAACAACAACAACGACAACCUCGAAGACCGGCAUCAGCACCACCACCAGCAUCAUCAUUACCAAGAGAAGAGGUAUCCGGAGAAGAGACACGAGUACGAGCAGCGCAGGGAGCGGCUGUCGCCGCAGAGCGUGGAGGUCCUUAACGACAGGAACAGGCAGCUGGAGCGAGAGCGUCGGAAGUUGGCAGCUAGCUGCGAGCCCCUACCUCAAAAUAGAGAGAAGCAGCUGCGAGAGAUCGGCGGCCCGCUGCCAAUCGCCGGCGACGAUUUCUUCCGCGAGAGGAGCGCCACGAUCGAGAUGACCUCGCAGAACAUCGAGCUGCUGAACCGUCGGAACGAGAAGAGGAUGAGCAACGCGACGACGACGAGUGGAACGAUAUCCACGUACUCGUCGACGAGCAGCACGACGAUGAUGACGAGUUACGACAACGGCUGGCCGCGAACCGGACACGAGUCGCACAGCUCGAUAGAAGCUGCGAUCUUCGCCGACAGGCCGCCACCUCCGACGAGUUCACCGCCGCGCUCACCGGACAACGUCGAGAGCGUGAGCCCACGAGGAGCUAUUCCGCGACGGUCGGGAAGUUGCUCGAGCUCCUCUUCUUCCGGGAGAUCGAUCGACGCUCGCAUAUCGCCGCGUAGCUUGCUGUCCAGGUCGUCGCCGAGGAACUCCCUGGAGAACUGCCUCGCGAGGAACGAGGCGCGCAUCGAGUGCGGCGUCCCCAACAGCCGGAAAGUCUCCAGCCCGACUCAAACGGAUGACACGGGUUCCUGGAACCUGAGAUCGAGCUCGCCGAGUCACGGGAUCACGGCGACAACGACGACGACGACGACGACGAGUGAGACUAGCUGCGAGGCGGAAGUACGAGCGGAGAGACCCUCACCAUCGUCCAAGUUCCGCUCCGCCGGCGGCCGAUCGCCCGCCUCCUCCAUCUCGAGCGUCUCCAAGACCUCCUCCUCGUCCUCGCCGCGGAACUCGCCGGUGGACGAGGACAAGCUGUCCUCGCCGACGUCGUCGCUGUGCGUGUCGCCUCAGCCGGGCAUCGAGGGCCUGACGCUGGUGCAACGCACCGAGGUCGUGCUGCGGGUGAACGCGGCCACCAGCGACGCCGCCUCGCAGACCGACACCUUGGACGAGACGGAGCUCGACUGCGCCGCCGCCGGCAAAGCGUCGCGGCCGUUUCCGGAGUCGAGGAAGAAAUUACCGGAGGAGAUCGAGUGCGAGGAGCUCAGCAGAGACCUGGCCAGCCAGCUCAGCCCCAACGACAAGCUGCUGCCUAUACUCGUUCCAGCGCCGGAGCACAAGAAACCCACCGACUACGUUUCCGGCCUGUUCAGGGUGGAGGCGACAUUGCAGCCGCGACCGAGGCGGCGGCUCUCCUUGGAAGAGUCAACGGCCUCCUGCGGCGAGGACGCGGACGCGGACGAGAAGAAGCACGAAACGAUACCUUCGGCUCCCGUCACGCCACUGUCGGCUGAUCCUACCAGCCCCCUGUCCCCCACUUCGGCUUACUUCACGACGUCCGAGGGAAAGGCCAGGUUCCUGACGAGAUACUCGCGGGACGUCACGGUAGAGGGAUUAACACGUCAGGAGGAUGCGCCGGCGAUUGUACCGACCAACAGCCUUGACCUUAGGCAAAAAAAGGAGGAACUGAUGAUGCGGCUCGACAGGAAACUGGUGGUCCUCAGGGCCGAGCAGGAGGCUGUAAGGGAGGAGGGUGAGGUAAAUGAGGCCCUGGGCGCGCGAGUCUCCGCGCGCGUUUCCGCCGUGGCUCGUCCGCCGGAAGCGUCCAAGUACCGGCUUCACGUGGAGGAAGUCGGCAAGAUUACGAGCCUUCUUCUCGGUCUCAGCGGCAGAUUGGCUCGCGCUGAGAACGCCCUUUAUGGAAUGCCGGCCGACCACGCGGAGAGAAAAAUCUUGGAGAGCAAACGGGACAAGCUAAUGGAUCAGUUGGAAGAGGCAAAAAUUUUAAAGAGUAACAUUGACAAGCGCAGCGUUAAUGUAUCGGCGAUCCUAGCGAAGUACCUGAAUCAGGAGGAGUUUGCCGAUUACCAGCACUUUAUCAACAUGAAGGCGAAGCUGAUAAUGGACGGUCGCGAGAUACAGGACAAGGUGAAACUGGGCGAGGAGCAAUUAGCCGCGUUGAAAGAGGCAAUCGACUAGUCGUAAUGAUGGACUUACACGCUAAGUUAUUAUGAAAUCAGUUUCUGCAUUUCCAAGCGUGAACAAUGGAAAAAGCCUCGUAUAACGAGUCCGAGCCGACUCGAAAGCAUAGGUUAAGCAUAGGAACGAAAAAUUACGGGGACACACGGAAAUACACAUUGUUCAAGCCUGGUCCAGUAUUGAGAAAAACGUCGGAUUUCCGAGCGGACGUGCAGCUGCAAAUGGCAAAUAAUGCAUUACAACCAAGUAUUACGAGUAUAUGCUUAUGUCCUUUUUACAUGUAACUGUUGGGCUCUCGAUCGUGUCUUUGAAAGGUUUUGGUAUUUAUACCACACGGAAAUUGUAUGUGUUCGAUUGGUUGAACAUUUUUAGAAUAUAUUUUGUUAAAAUUUAUUUACAACAUACCUCCUCUCUCGGGUGAGAAUUUUAUUUAAAGUGUAUAAAUGUGCAUGUUGGAAAAAAGUUAAAAAUUAUUGCUUGAAGCGACAGGUAACGUUAUAGCAAAAAAAAAAGAGAUAUAUUACCCGAACGUUGAGUAAUCUAGUGCACGCGGAGGGUGAGGAAAUUUUGUUCGCGAGUAGAAUAAAAUCAAGUCGAAUCAGUUUCAAUCCGACAUCCUCCCGAGGCAAGUGUGAUCCUGAAGCCUUAAUGCCUAGUCUUUGUUAAGCAUGCAUCGAUUAUGACGUGCUUCCUCGGUGUUUCAUGAAGGGCGCAUGAUGACAUAUCGCCGAUAUAUUGUCGUGUGGCGCGACGAAUGAGAAUGUCACGAGGUAUCUGCGAUACCAGCCAAGACCAGGAAUGUAUGUCUGUUACGCAUUGUGUUUUGGAGAAAAGAGUCGAAAUUAUUAACACGUUUUGCCGUAGCACAGAGAUGCAUCUGUAAAUACAAAUUAGCAGGUACGAUACAUGUAGUCGUUAAAAAGUCUCAACAGCAGCGAAACGUGCGCGUAACCAAAAGACGACGAGGACGAUGAAUCGAUAUUCAGCUUUCAUUGACGUAACGUAAGGAGUAUAAUGUGUACACACGGGACUCUCGUGCGUACAUAUAUCUGUAUUAUUCUUCGUGUGCCGAUCGAUGUUGAUUAUUAUCGAGUAAAACGAUGUUCGACAAUUAGAACUUGUCGGACGAUAAUGAAAGAGAUAUACCGACAAAAAAGUCCAAAUUUUAAUAUAUAUAUAUAUAUAUAUAUAUAUAUAUACAUUAGAAAGAGAGGGAAACACGCGUAUCUAUCUCGAAUUUAUAUUCUUGUGUGCGCGAUUAGUAUCCCGAUAAACGUGCCGAAGAACCCCGCGCGGUGUAACUUUGAUGCAACUUUGAUCGCACGCGAUAAAGAGCGUUCAGAGACGCGCGACUGACGAACAAUCGCGAGUUGCGAAUUCGAAGGAGAGCCCUGCGCGAAGUAAACGCCGCUCGGAGGGCUCGAAGAUGCAAACUGCACUACUGGUCCGCAUAAUAAUUUGUUGCUCGCGGCGCACGAAAAUCACCGGAUUCUCGAUCUAGAAUUACUACGUGGUGCCUUCUUACAUGCGACAUGUGAUAUGAGAGUAAGGGGAGUUCACGUUCUCUCUGCGCGCGGCGCGGCGCCUAAAUAACCGAGCGUUGCCGGCCACCGUGGCAACGCGUUACAUGUGUAUAUAAUAAUAAGUAGGUUAAGCGCAUACACACUCACUCACACUUUCACUCCUUGACACGUGAGACACUGAUACAUGCGUACUCACAUAAAUACUUGUAACAUGCGUACACAGACACACACACACACACACACACGUACGCGUACGCGCACACAUGUACAACGAAGUACUAUUUUUACGUAUUGUUCUAACCCCCGGGGGUCCUCGUGGGCCCUUAUGACGCUUGUGAUGUUAUUUACUCUGUACGACCCCACCAAGGACUCUCGAAAGUACCGCGCGGGAUAUCGCGCGCGUCGUAUUCGAGCCUCCAUGGUGGCCUCCAGCGAGAAAUUUUAUGCCACGGUGACUUUCGACAAAUUCUCAUAUCUCGUCUCAAUGCUGUGCCGUCCCCGUAACUACGUCCCCGUUUGUAACCCCGCGCGUCUUUCCUCCUCUCUGUUAUCGACCGCCACCUCCCCGCUCGUCGCUACAUUCUACCGAGGGCGGAGAAGAGAGACUAACAAGCGCGAAAUCACACGGAGGGAGAGAGAGGUGAUCCUCCGAAUCUUUGGGUUCGGUAAUGAGACACUUACCGUAGCAUCCAAGGAUCUCGAGACGGAAUUCAUCCCUACCGCGCCUCCACGUGAGAGGAUCACGACUCGAAUAACACAUUCGGUUUUGCUCAUCGGUCUCGCGCGCGUUGUAAAAGAAACAUCGACGAAUCCUUCGCACGAUAAACGCGCUCUGAUCUCAGACUCGGUGUAACUCGGGUCGCGGAUAACGAAAGGAAUGAGAGAAGAAGAGAGAGAGAGAGACAGCGUGUUACAAGCCGGGACCGGACUGCCAUGAUGAAAAAGGUUCGCGCAUGAGAAAGACUGAGUACAGGGCAUAAAAUUUUGCGGCAUAAUAGUCAGUUUCUGUUCCUCGUUUGUUUCUCGAUGUCCGCGAAUCGGCUGCGGCGGAUAGUGUAAUAAUCUUGCCGUUCAACCGAAAGAAGCAGCAGCAGCAGCAGCAACAACAGCAGCCACUCCGUUGUAAUGCGUUUGCGAGCAGCGCUGUAUCGCGCGGCGGCGGCGGCGGCGGCGGCGGCGGCGGCGGCGGCGGCGACGCCAGUGUCGAAUACGAUGCGAAAUCGUCAUCCUUCGCCGCCCGCUCGCCGUGGGUAAGACGCGGCUGUUGUACAUAACAAAUUAAUCGAAACAUGGUGCUCUGGAUAUCUAUUUUUUACGAGAAGAAACGUUCCAUUAAUUUGUAAGCUAUCAUUACACCUAAGGACUUAAUAU
Molecule: messenger RNA, 9846 nt
Organism: Harpegnathos saltator (Jerdon's jumping ant)
Lineage: Eukaryota; Metazoa; Arthropoda; Insecta; Hymenoptera; Formicidae
Gene: Shrm
Product: shroom
Exons: 13
Coding region: 623-6952 (2109 amino acids)
Biological process (GO): actin filament organization; cell morphogenesis
Cellular component (GO): cortical actin cytoskeleton; apical plasma membrane; adherens junction
Molecular function (GO): actin filament binding
Source: RefSeq, a predicted model, not a curated record